Papaver somniferum (opium poppy) is the source of this 1866-nucleotide messenger RNA. Its product is annotated as protein NRT1/ PTR FAMILY 4.6-like. The record is from RefSeq and is a predicted model, not a curated record. Gene Ontology annotation, biological process: transmembrane transport; regulation of apoptotic process. Gene Ontology annotation, cellular component: membrane. Gene Ontology annotation, molecular function: transmembrane transporter activity. The transcript is spliced from 5 exons. The coding region runs from base 62 to 1750 and encodes 562 amino acids. NCBI's taxonomy places the organism in Eukaryota, Viridiplantae, Streptophyta, Magnoliopsida, Ranunculales, Papaveraceae.
ACAGACUGAUAUCAACAACAAAAAUUGGUACACCCAUCCCAACUUUGAAACUGAUACUACAAUGGCCGCUGUUCAGGGCAUGGUGGAUUGGAAGAGAAAACCAAUCAACAAAGACAAACAUGGUGGAACUAUAGCUUCAUUAUUCAUCCACUUUUUGGUGGUGAUGACAAACAUAACAUUCAUAGGGAAUGUAUUCAACAUGGUCACAUAUUUUCGCCAAACUAUGCACAUGGAUGUAGGGAGAUCUUCAGCAACUGCGACAAAUGUUAUCGGUGUAUCUUGCGCAUUUGCCUUGGUUGGAGGGUUCUUCACAGAUUCAUACAUAACUAGGUUUACUGGCAUCCUAAUUGCCGGCCCUAUUGAGUUCUUGGGAUAUGUGUUACUAGCAUUGCAAGCACAUCUUCCGUCACUUAAACCACCAGUAUGUGAAAUGUCAGAGCAAUUUAGUAACUGCAAACAAGUUCGAGGAUACAAUGCAGUUGUACUCUACAUAGGUUUAUACCUUGUUGCCUUCGGAGAAGGUUGUUUUCGAGCAAACCUUGCAUCUUUAGGUGGAGAUCAAUUUGAUGACGAUGACCCAAUUGAGUUGGAACAGAAGUCCAGCUUUUUUAAUUGGUACACCUUCAGUGUUUCACUUGGAGGUUUAAUAGGUGUGACUCUGUUAGUGUGGAUUCAAGGGAACAGAGGAUGGGAUCUUGCUUUCACAUUAGCAGCUGGUUUAACUCUACUAGGGGUGGUGGUGGUCGCCUCUGGCUUCUCAUUUUACAGGAAUUUGAUCCCAAUAGGCAGUCCUUUAACUCGGAUGUUGCAGGUUCUUGUGGCUGCAUAUCGAAAACGCAAGCUUCCCUUCCCUGAAAUGGAUGAAGAAAUCUACUUAGAAUAUAGCAAGGAAAAUAAUGUAGGCGAAAUAUUGUUACAUACUAAAGGCUUGGCAUGGCUGGACAAGGCUUCAAUAUCAGAUGGGAAAACUGGAGAUUGGUAUCUCUGCAGCGUCAGCCAAGUAGAAGAGAUUAAAAUUGUUAUCCGAAUGCUGCCAGUUUUUCUCAGUUCGAUGAUAUGUUACAUUCCAAUGACUCUAGUUCAAACACUGACAAUACAACAAGGAGGCACAAUGAACACCAAGUUGGGUGCAAUUCAUGUCCCACCAGCAUCUCUCUUUGUUAUUCCCAUAGUUUUCCAGCUAGUGAUGCUAGUCAUUUACGAUCGAGCAUUUGUACCAUUUGCCCGCCGAAUCACAGGGUGCCCAACUGGCAUAUCUCACUUGCAACGUGUUGCUGUUGGUUUAAUAGCUAUAAUUAUAGCAACCAUUUUGGGGGCGGUUAUUGAGAAGAAACGGAAGGGUGUGGCAGAAGACCAUGGAUUACUCGAUUCAGGAAGCCCAGUGCCUAUGUCUGUAAUGUGGCUGUCUCUCCAGUUCUUUGCUACAGGUAUUGUUGAUGUUAUGGCAUUCGUUGGGUUGCUCGAGUUUUUCAAUACUGAAGUGUCCAGAGGGAUGAAAUCCUUGGGGACUGCUAUGUUUUAUUGCAAUCUAGGCUUGGCUUCUUUGCUGGGGUCUGUUCUUGUGGAUGUAGUCAACAAAGUUAGUAGACAUGGAGGUAUUGGAUGGUUAGAGGGAAAUAACUUAAACCGAGACUAUCUUGACCGAUUCUAUUGGUUUUUAACCAUCCUUGGAUUGGUGGCCUUUCUGAACUACUUGUAUUGGGCAAGACGCUAUACAUACCGGCAACACAACCGGGCAGCAACUAGCUGAAAAGUCUACUGAACAGAAGUUAAGUUUCUAUAUUGUGUUGAUCAUAUGACAAACCUUAUAACUGUACUUACCCUAAUGAUUGUUUGUUUCUAAUAUAACUUUCUAUAUUGUACCAA